UUUCACGUUUUUUCCCUGGGACAUUUAAGCGGCGGAGCUCCAUAGGGGCGGAGCUGACGUGUGAUUUAAGAUAUCCGUUCCCGAGGAAGUCCCAUGAUUCCCUCGAGAUUGACAACCGGUAAUCUGACACACCGGAAACCUUACGCUUGUACGUAAAAUCUGCAAAUUGAUUCAGCAGAAGGUGCCGGUAUAUAUAAAUGAUGCUGCGACUGCAUGCCUGCUCGGGUGUAUUCUCACGUCCAUCAUUUUCUCUCGCGGCUUGCCACGGUUAAUUAAUCGACUUUGCUACUAAAAAGCUGGAACACUGUUUUGUGCCGGUUUUUCUCUGUACUGACAUUAUUCACAUACUCGGAUGCAUCUACCGUUCGUUAUGCCACUAAAGCCUAACAAUUCCCUGCAUGCCAUGGUCUCACCGCGACCCAUGCGCCGUACAGUGGAGGCCACAAAAAGCGAUGGUGGCGAAAACAACAACAAGGAAACUUACAGGGUUGUCAUGCUCGGCUCAAAUGGUGUGGGAAAAAGCGCCCUCGUGGAGAAUUUCGUUAGACAAAGGUCAUUAAGGAAGUCACGGCACAGCUCCAACGAAAUGCACCAUAUUGAAUUCACGGAAUUUGGACAUGCCGUAACCGUUGAGCUAUUGGAUACAUCCGAUUACCAAAAUUUUCCGGCAAUGCGUGAAUUAGCCAUCAGACAAGCGCACGCUUUCAUCCUAGUUAGCAGUGUGGACUCUGAGGAAUCCUUUGAACACGUCAAGGAAUUGCGACAGGAAAUUCUCCGUAUUAAACAAUCUCAAAGCCCCGCCAAUCAGCCUCCCAUCCUUGUUGUUGCCAAUAAGAUUGACCUUCCCAAGCAUCAGUGGAGCUUUGAUACGGCUUACGCCGAACUUGUGGUGCACUGCGAUUGGGAAGACUGCGGUUUCGUCUCGUGCUCCGUCCAGGAACCAAACAGUGUACAAAAAAUCUUCGAUCAGAUGAUCAUACAGAUCAACGCAUCGACACUGCGCGAACCCGGAAGUCGUCCGCCGGCCAAGAACAUGACCCGGCGACAGUCCGUACCGAAUCUCCUUGAUGUACCCGUGGAGAGUAUUAAACGAACACCCUCUUUCCCGCGCAAAAAGAAGCUCUCACGCAGUCCCAAUCCGGCCACCCGACUCGAAUCCCACGAGCCAGCCUCACCUGUUCGCCGUGUCCCUUCCUGUAAUGUGCAAUAAAUUCCCGGAAAUAUUGUUUCUUGCGGGAAGUGUUUUCUGGAUACUGUGUCAUCAUUUGUCUGUGGUUCGAUCAGCUAUGGAGAUGCUGUGCAAUCUCACGCAUGACUUGUACCAUAAGCCGGCUUUUAUGCUCUUUAGCCCACCAUCACAUGUUCAUUCAUGAAAUUAUUUUUUGCCCCCCAGCCACGAUGGUGAUUAAAAUCAUUAAGAAGA
Paramacrobiotus metropolitanus is the source of this 1423-nucleotide messenger RNA. Its product is annotated as ras-related protein Rap-2c-like. The coding region runs from base 353 to 1210 and encodes 285 amino acids. The record is from RefSeq and is a predicted model, not a curated record. Gene Ontology annotation, molecular function: GTPase activity; GTP binding. The transcript is spliced from 5 exons. Lineage: Eukaryota; Metazoa; Tardigrada; Eutardigrada; Parachela; Macrobiotidae.